Molecule: messenger RNA, 1575 nt
Organism: Talaromyces amestolkiae
Lineage: Eukaryota; Fungi; Ascomycota; Eurotiomycetes; Eurotiales; Trichocomaceae
Exons: 2
Coding region: 1-1575 (524 amino acids)
Biological process (GO): carbohydrate transport; transmembrane transport
Cellular component (GO): membrane
Molecular function (GO): carbohydrate:proton symporter activity
Source: RefSeq, a predicted model, not a curated record
AUGGCACCAUUUUUCGGCCUUCGUGGCAAUAGUCUCAACAUCGCUGCUCUCCUCGGUGUAGUGAUGCCAGCAAUUAUGACAUUCGGCUACAAUCAAUCUUUGCUCGGAGGAAUACUGACACUUCCAACCUUUGAAAAACAAUUCCCUGCCAUCGACGCCCAUGGGAACAGCCAUAAGUCUACUAUUCAAGGCACCGUUACGGCCCUGUACGCUGUCGGCGGCCUGUUUGGGGCUGUUUUGUGUAUCUGGCAGGGCGAUACUCUUGGUCGUCGACGAGUUAUCAUGAUUGCAGCUGUUAUACAGAUAAUUGGCGCUAUCUUGAUGAGUAGCGCAUUCGAUCUGGCGCAGCUUAUUGUCUCGCGCAUCCUCGUCGGAGCAGGAACCGGAGGUCUUCUAGCCACCGUUCCUGUUUGGCAGUCUGAGAUAUCCCCCGCUAGCAAGCGAGGAGCUCAUGUUGUUACUACAGGUGUUUUCAUUGGUAUGGGCUUGUCUUUGGCGCUCUUCAUGGACUUGGGGUUCUCCUUUGCCCAUGGUAGUAUCUCCUGGCGCUUCCCAUGUGCUUUUCAAAUCAUCCUGUCUUUGAUGGCUCUUGUAUUCGUCAGCUUUAUGCCGGAUUCUCCUCGCUGGCUUGUUCGACAGAAUCGAGUAUCUGAAGCUCUCGAAAUAUUGGCAGUUUUGGAUGACGUCGAUACAACCUCUCCCGAAAUCGAGGCGGAGAUUAGAGAUGCUCAGCAUUCCCUCGAACUGUCUGGAUCAGCCUCAGUGCGUGAGAUAUUCUCUAUAGGUCCUCAGAAGAUCUUGUACCGGACUAUUCUUGCUUGUUCCGUCUUGAUGUUCCUUCAGUUGACCGGUGUCAACGCCAUUACUUUCUACACCACCACAAUCUUCCAGAAAAACCUCCUUUUAGACUCCGUCACCUCCAGAAUCCUAGCAGCGAUCUACCAAGUCGUCAGCCCCAUUGGCGGUAUAAUCGCCAUCUUCACAAUCGAGCGCUUCGGUCGACGCGGAUUAAUGCUAAUCAGCGCUGCUGGAAAUGCUAUUUGCCUCAUCCUGGUAGCCGGCCUGGGCUCUCAAUCACAUAACAAACAUGCUAUCGAUGGGGCUGUGUUUUUCACAUUCUUCUUCCAUUUCACGUACGUCCUCGGGUUUGGUGGGAUUCCUUUCUUAUAUGCUACUGAGAUUGCGCCCCUUCGUCUACGGGCAGUCAUCAGUGGGCUUGGUGUGGCUACAUUCUGGGCAUUUAAUUUCUUAAUGGCCGAAGUUACGCCCGUGGCAUUUGAUGCCAUGGCAUGGCGGUAUUUCAUUAUCUUUGCCGCGCUGAACGCGCUCAUGAUUCCGAUUAUCUACUAUUUCUUCCCAGAAACUUCGGGACGGAGUCUGGAAGAAAUUGAUGAAAUAUUUGCCUUGUCCGAGACGAUACUAGAUCCUGUUCGAGUCGCAAAACGGCUUCCGCGCAGGCAGCUGGGGAACUCGGAGAUGCAUGAGAGGGACAUCGAAAAGAUAAGAAGGGACUUUAAGGUGCACGAUUGCGAAAGAGAAGCAACGUUUGCGCAGGUGGAGCGUGUCCCGGCCUAG